AUGAUGCUCGUAGUCGAGUUUAUGGACCAAGGCGAUUUGAGGAGUAAACUCGAAUCGACGACGCCAGACACAUUUUCAGUUGAAGACAAACUGAACUGCGCCUUGAGUGUCAUGGAAGGGCUCGUGUAUUUGCAUACCCUGGACAAGUCCAUCAUCCAUCGGGACAUCAAGUCGCGCAACGUACUGUUAGACAGCCAAAAGGGCACCAAAUUGACGGAUUUUGGUGUCUCCCGUGAAAGCACAUCGGAAACCAUGACCAUUGGCAUUGGCACGUAUCGGUGGAUGGCGCCCGAGAUCCUCAGCGACAGCCAUUACACGCAAGCGGCCGAUAUUUAUUCGUUCGGGGUGAUCUUGUCAGAACUGGACAUGCACAUUGUACCGUACAGUGACCAAGUGACAACCAAAGGCAACCCAAUCAACGACACUUCCAUCAUGGGGCGAGUCAUGCAGGGCACCAUCCAGCCGACGUUUUCCGCGCUGUUUCCGCCGGCGUUGCUCGAGUUGGCCAAGGAAUGUCUGGCAUUCGACCCAGAAGUCCGCCCCACAGCGCUGGCAGUGGCGUACCGCCUCGGCCAAAUCCGAAAGAUGUGGCGCCAGUCGACUACCUCUGGGUUUGUGUGACAAGGUUGAGAGUAAUAAUAGCCUGGCUAAAAAAGCAAUAUGAAAAGUCCGU
Molecule: messenger RNA, 673 nt
Organism: Aphanomyces astaci
Lineage: Eukaryota; Oomycota; Saprolegniomycetes; Saprolegniales; Verrucalvaceae
Product: TKL protein kinase
Exons: 2
Coding region: 1-621 (206 amino acids)
Biological process (GO): protein phosphorylation
Molecular function (GO): protein kinase activity; ATP binding
Source: RefSeq, a predicted model, not a curated record